GAGAGGCAGGAGCAGCAUCCCGAGCGAUCGCAACCCCGCCGAGCAUCCUCUCCAGCAUCCCGAGCCCGGGAUUGCACGGGUGCGGGAGACUUGAAACCAUUCCAGGAUGGCUUUCUUUGGGCUGUUCUCUUUGCUGGCCAUGCAAUGUGUGGUGAUAGGGGCGGCUUUCCCAGAUGAGCCCAUGGCGGAGUGGUCAGUGAAUAUGUACAAUCAUCUUCGAGCCACCGGGGAAGAUGAAAACAUCCUCUUUUCCCCUCUGAGCAUUGCCCUUGCAAUGGGAGUGAUGGAACUCGGGGCUCAAGGAUCUACGCUGAAAGAAAUCCGUCAUGCAAUGGGAUAUGAUAGCCUGAAAAAUGGUGAAGAAUUUUCUUUCCUAAAAGAUUUCUCUGACAUGGUAUCUGCUGAAGAGAGCCAAUAUGUGAUGAAAAUUGCCAAUUCCCUCCUUGUGCAAAAUGGGUUUCAUAUUAAUGAUGAGUUCUUGCAAAUGAUGAAAAAGUACUUUAAUGCGGAAGUCAAUCAUGUGGAUUUCAGCCAAAAUGUUGCUGUGGCCAACUACAUCAAUAAGUGGGUGGAGAAUUACACAAACAGUCUGUUGAAAGAUUUGGUGUCGCCAAGGGAUUUUGAUGCUGUCACUCAUCUGGCUCUCAUCAACGCUGUGUAUUUCAAAGGGAAUUGGAAAUCCCAGUUUAGACCUGAAAAUACCAGAACUUUUUCCUUCACUAAAGACGAUGAAAGUGAAGUACAGAUUCCAAUGAUGUAUCAACAAGGGGAAUUUUAUUAUGGGGAAUUUAGUGAUGGAUCCAAUGAGGCCGGUGGCAUCUACCAAGUCCUAGAAAUACCCUACGAGGGAGAGGAGAUCAGCAUGAUGCUGGUACUGUCCAGACAGGAAGUUCCCCUGGCCACACUGGAGCCUCUGCUCAAAGCACAGCUUAUUGAAGAAUGGGCAAACUCCGUUAAGAAACAAAAGGUGGAAGUAUACCUGCCCAGGUUCACAGUGGAACAGGGAAUUGAUUUAAAAGACAUUUUUAAAGCCCUUGGAGUCACUGAAAUUUUCAUCAAAGAUGCAAAUUUGACUGCCAUGUCAGAUAGGAAAGAGCUGUUUCUCUCCAAAGUUGUUCACAAGUCCUUCAUCGAGGUUAACGAAGAAGGAUCAGAAGCAGCGGCAGCCUCCGGGAUGAUUGCAAUUAGCAGGAUGGCUGUGCUGUACCCGCAGGUUAUUGUCGACCACCCGUUUUUAUUUCUCAUCAGGAACAGGAAAGCUGGUACCAUCUUAUUCAUGGGACGAGUCAUGCACCCCGAAACCAUGAACACAAGUGGACAUGAUUUUGAGGAACUUUAA
This is a messenger RNA of Arvicola amphibius (Eurasian water vole), 1339 nucleotides long. RefSeq names its product serpin family I member 1 (gene Serpini1). The record is from RefSeq and is a predicted model, not a curated record. The coding region runs from base 107 to 1339 and encodes 410 amino acids. The transcript is spliced from 9 exons. Gene Ontology annotation, biological process: negative regulation of endopeptidase activity. NCBI's taxonomy places the organism in Eukaryota, Metazoa, Chordata, Mammalia, Rodentia, Cricetidae. Gene Ontology annotation, molecular function: serine-type endopeptidase inhibitor activity.